UGCAAAUCGACAUAGGGCCCGGCAUAACGCGUUACGGACGAGGACUAGCCUCAAGCAUUAAUCCCAGCAGCUGCUUGGAGAAAAUCAGGAGCUUCUUCCGCCAAAAGCUUCCACCCCCCUCACCGUAAUAACCUCCCAAUUAGCGUGGAGCUUACAAGCAACGAGCUUCCCUUUGUCGAAAGUAUCCAUCUGUCUCAUUAUCACUGAUUAGGAAGCCCUGCGCAGCCCGUCACAAUGAGCGACUCCAGCUUGACUGAGACCGAGACUCAGACGAGCCGGACGGCGGCCAGCCGGUCCACGCCGUCCGUCAGCGGCAGCGCUGAUACUUGCACCAGCCCAAGUGGCGGUAGCAGUGCAAGUGGCGGUAACUUGAUGAUGGACGACCUCUGGGUCGCGCUGCCAAAGCCCAGCCAGAACCACGCGCCGGAGUCGCUGCCGGACCGCAUCCGCAGGAUCAGAGUCGACCUGGAGGAGCUCGAGGUCUUUUACAGCAUCUCCGUGUCGCCGGGCCGCCACGAGCGCCUGCGCCGGUACUUCUCAGACGAGCUCAAGGCCCUGUUCAGCCUCGACUUCGAGGCCAUGAGCCAGUCCGACAAGGUCGACUUCCUGCUGCUGCGCAACUUCCUGCGCCGCAAGUCCCACUGGCUGUAUGCCCAGAAGGAGUCCAACAAGGAGAUCCAGCGGCUGAUUCCCUUUGCCCAGCUCAUCACGGCGCUGUGCGAGGCUCGCCGAGAUGUCGACCCCCUGAACAAUGAGCGCGUUGCACAGCAGCUCGACGACAUUGCCAAGCUGGUCGGCCAAGUCAAGGAGGGCAUUGAGCAUGACCGCAUCAAGAUUUCCAAGACGGCUGCCUACAAGGCUUCCAAGACCGUCACCGAGCUGCGCGGCCAUCUCCAGGAAUUCUUCAACUUCUACUCGUCGUAUGACCCCAUGUUCGACUGGUGGGCCUCGGCGCCUUGGAAGGCGGCCGACCUUGCACUGUCGCAGUUCAUUCCGCUCAUUCAAACCAAGUUGGCGGGCAUGCAUGAAGGAGAGACGGGAGACAUUAUUGGCGAGCCAAUUGGCAGGGAGGCCCUGAUUAACGAGCUCGAGGCGGAGAUGAUUGUCUACUCCCCUGAGGAGCUCAUCAACCUCGCCAAGGAGCAGUUCCAGUUCUGCGAGGCCCAGAUGAAGACUGCAUCCGUCGAGCUUGGCUACGGCGAUGAUUGGAAGAAGGCGCUGGAUUCUGUCAAGAAGCACUUUGUCCCUCCCGGCGAGCAAGCAGGCUUUGUGAAGACGCUGGUUCGUGAGGGCUCUUCCUUUGUCAAGGAGCACGAUCUGGUCACCGUCCCACCAUUGGCGGAAGAGGUAUCCCGCAUGACCAUGAUGAGCCCCGAGAUGCAAAAGGUCGCGCCCUUCUUCUUGGGCGGACCGCUGAUCAUGGUCUCUUACCCCACCGCCGAGAUGUCACACGAGCUGAAGAAGAUGGUUAUGCGUGGCAACAACAGACACUUUGCCCGCGCAACGGCAUUCCACGAGAUGAUUCCCGGACACCGUCUUCAGCUCUUCAUGUCCGAACGAUACAACAGCCACAGACAGCUAUUCACAACACCGUUUAGCAUCGAAGGCUGGGCCAUGUAUUGGGAGUACGUGUUCUGGGAGCGAGGUGACUUCUUUGAAUCGCCAGAAGACCGCAUUGGAACUCUGUUUUGGAGAAUGCACCGCUGCGCUCGCAUCAUCUUCUCCAUCAAGUUCCAUCUGGGUCAGAUGACGCCACAGGAAUGCAUCGACAUGCUGGUCGACUGGGUUGGCCACGAAAGAUCCACGGCUGAAGGAGAAGUCAGAAGGUCGUUCAACGGCGAUUACGGCCCUCUUUACCAGGCCGGCUACAUGGUGGGUGCGGUGCAGCUUUUCGAGCUGCGAAGAGAGAUUCUGAAGAACGGCCACAUGACUGAGAAGGAGUUCAACGAUUCGUUCCUUAGGGCCAACUUUAUGCCGAUUGAGCUCUUCAGAGCCCUGGUUCUAGAUUUGGAGCUGCAUCCCGACUAUACACCCAAUUGGAAAUUUUACGAAUGAAAUGAUGAAAGCGAAGCCCUUGAAUCACGAAGUUAAGCCUUGAACGAUCAGAAACGGAAAGCGAACAAAAAGCAAAAUUGAAAUUGAACUUUUUUUUUUUUAUCUCGGUUUGGAUUUGGAUUGAGUUUGGACCCUCUUUGUUUUUGUUUUUAUUUUACAAGAGAGUGUAUUAUAUCGCGUCUGCAUGCAUCUGCUCUUGAUCUCGUUUAGCAAGUUUUCGUGUAUCGCGCACAGCCACAGCAAACUGCAUAGCGAAGCGAUAAUUACAUGUAGUUAAACAACGGUUUUCUUUUUUCUUUUUUUGUUUGGUCUCUAAUGGUUUAUGAUGAGAAAGUUUUACAAAUCAGCUGUAUACUCAAAUAUAUUGAUUCCAAAGCAUGUG
Messenger RNA from Trichoderma asperellum CBS 433.97, 2437 nucleotides. RefSeq lists its product as uncharacterized. Lineage: Eukaryota; Fungi; Ascomycota; Sordariomycetes; Hypocreales; Hypocreaceae. The record is from RefSeq and is a predicted model, not a curated record.